This is a messenger RNA of Labrus bergylta (ballan wrasse), 2890 nucleotides long. RefSeq names its product E3 ubiquitin-protein ligase TRIM39. The record is from RefSeq and is a predicted model, not a curated record. NCBI's taxonomy places the organism in Eukaryota, Metazoa, Chordata, Actinopteri, Labriformes, Labridae. Gene Ontology annotation, molecular function: zinc ion binding; protein binding.
CGAAAGUCUCCGCCCACUGAUGACACCACAGGCUAACCAGAGUUUCUGCAUUGCAGAAAAAACAACAUCGACUGUCAGAGUGAAAGAAGUAUGAUGAUGGCGGAGGCAUCAGCCUCAGAUCUGUUCUCAGAGCAGGAGUUAACCUGUUCCAUCUGUCUCGAUGUGUUUGAUGAACCUGUCUCCACUCCCUGUGGACACAACUUCUGCCAGGCGUGUAUUGGAGGCUACUGGGCAUCCAGUGCGGUCUGUACCUGUCCGCUCUGUAAACGUCAGUUUGAUGAACGCCCUCAGCUCAGCGUCAACAAAGUCUUCGCUCUCAUAGCAGACAAAUACAAAGAAGCUCAAUAUGACGCAGCAGGGUUACCAAUGCCCGCCAGGAAUGGAACACCGGGGGUGACGGGGGCCAUGACAACAGACACAUCCAGCACCAACCCGUUUAUGCCGUCAUAUGGUGAGGAGGUGGUGUGGUGCGAUAUCUGUACAGGUCUUAAAAAACCUGCUGUCAGCUCCUGUCUCACCUGCACGGCUUCCUACUGCACUGAGCAUGUGCAGCCACAUCAGACCACACCCUUCUAUGCCAAACACCCGCUGUUGGACCCUCAGGAGGCCCUCAGGGGCCGCACAUGCUCGCAACACCACCGCCUGCUGGAGGUGUUCUGUCGGACAUGUCAGCGCUGCAUCUGUGCCAUUUGUGUCCUGGAGGAACAUCGAACACACAAAACCGUUUCUGUCCAAACUGAGAGAGUCAGCAAACAGAAACAUGUAGCGAGGACGGAGCAAGAGAUUCUGAACCGGAUCAAAGAGAAAGAGAUUCAUGUGACUCAGUUGAAGAGGAAACUGCAAGGAGUAAAGAUGUAUGCAGACGGUGAGCGAGGUGAGGUGGAAAACCUCCUGGAUGAAGUGUCAAGCUCAUUGGACAGGAUCCGGUCUCAGGUGGUGGGCGGGAUUGAGAUCCAGCUUGAUGCCAUGAUGUCGAAGGGGGGGGGGCUUGUGGACAGACUGGAGGCAGAGCUAAGCCAGUUAACUGAGAGGAGGGCAACGCUGGAGGUCCAAGCCAUCAGUCAGGACCACAUUGGCUUCCUGCAGAGCUAUGAGAAGGCCACAGCUCCUUUCGCUGAGGACGAGCAGAGGGAAGUGGAUGAAGAUGAGGAGUUUUCCCUCCACUUCCCCCUGGAGGAGGUGAAGAGCUCUCUGUCCGAGGUGAAGGAGAAGAUGGACGACAUUCGGAUGGGGGAGGUUCGGUACAGAGGCAGCAGAGGUUCCUUCUCGUCGGGGGAUCUGAUGGUGGCGGAGAGCAUGCUCAGUCUGAGGGCAAGCAGCGCCAGUUUGAGGAAGAGUCACUGGUCUCUGAAAGAUCAUAAGAAGCACAAAACGGUCUCAGGACACAAGAAGGCUCGAAUCUACAUGGAGGACGUGAUGUUGAACCCGGUGACGGCGUAUCCCUUCCUCAUCCUGUCUGAGGACAGGAAGCAGGUGAAGAGAGGAGAGAAGCUGCAGUUCUACAGAAACAGUCAGCAGCGCUUCGACGUCUGGUCCUGCGUCACCGCUAAAGAAGGGUUCGGCACGGGACGGCACUACUGGGAGGUGUUUGUUGGGGAGAGUAAGGACUGGAAGCUGGGAGUGGUCAGCGAGUCUGCGCAGAGGAAAGGUCUUUUCGACAUGAGUCCGACUAACGGGUACUACGCCAUCUGGUGGAGCGGCAGCCAGAUGCGAGCGCUCACUCCACCUCCUCUUACCAAGGUGAAGAGUCCUCCGAAGCUGCGUCAGGUGGGCGUGUUCCUGGACGUGGAGGAGGGUCAGGUGUCCUUUUAUAACGUGAAGUCUGGCUCCGAGAUCUACAGCUUCAGCGGACCCUCCGAGUUCACCGAGAGGAUGUUUCCUCUGCUGGGCACCGGGGACAAAGAAGUCCCCCUGGUCCUCGGGUCCACUCAGCACCAGCUGGCCUGAAGGACCAGAGGACCAGGCAGAGGGACACAGACGUGGGGGGAUUUGAAAGGGGGUCAGAACCUAAAUGAAGAAGGGAGAGAAAUGGGGGGAGGAGGGAGGAAGACUGACAGACGCACUGGGACAGUGACAGACGAUUGCGGCCAUGUUGGAUGAUACAGUUCUGUAAUGCCGCUGCCAUGACAACAAAUAAUCAAUUUAGUGUCUAAUUAUAAUGAGAAAAAAGUGUCAGUUUUAUAAGAUUGUUUUGAUGUUCUUCAAGAUCAUAUGCAUGUUAUAAUUAGGUCCUUUAAAUGUCAUAACAAAAGUAUCACGCUGUAACGAGAUCUCUUUGAAUCAUUAAGACAGUCUCUGAUCAUUUUCAUGGUUUACUAAGAGACUUUCAAUGUUCCGGCAAGAUUUUCUUUGAUUAAACACCCUCUUUAAAUGCUGUAACAAGACUCUUUCCUACGGAAGCCCUAAGUGGACAAUCAUGCAUUUCAUUUGGCUCCAUAUUCCCGUGAUCAGGAGUCAUUUUCCGGUUGUUUUCUCGAUAUGUUGACUUAUUUUAAUGUGGUUAUAUCAGGACAAUGCAGCUGUUUGCCUGUGAUAACGAGUUCAUUUUUAGGAGAUCUCAAAAGAAAAAAGAGACUGAAAUAAAAAGCUGUUAUCAGGAGGAGACCAGCUUUGUUAUCCAGAGAUAAACAGAUACAUUAGUCAAGAAAAAAAAAACGGGAAUUUACUUUUUGCAGGAAAACAGAGUAAUCUCAAAUGUAUUGAUUUAUGUCCUCUUAGGGCUUCCAUACUUCUCAUGAAUUAGCAAGAUAUUUUUCAAAGUAAAACAAGAGUUUAAAUGUCAUUGCAAGAUCCUGUUGAAGUUAUAAAAAAUGCUGAAUUUAAUGCUUUAACAAGAUCAGGUUGAUAAUCUACCAAGAUUCUGUCACGAUGUAGAGAUCUUUAAAAAAAA